GUACGGCAUCUACAGCGGGUGCUGGUACCGCAGUCGCUUUGGAGCGCGAGGUCGCUCCUGGCGUUGAGGCCGCUGGGGCAGGUGAGGCCGCUGCUGGGCCCGUGGGGAAUGACGGCAGCGCCAGCCCCAGCGACGACGACGGCGAGGUUGCCGUACAGCGGCUGCUUGCGGCCAUGCACACCGACAGCUGCAGCACCUCAACGGCUAGCGGCGAUGCGGCGGCAGCGGGAGAGUCUGUGGGGGCCGAUGAGGGUGCGAUGAGCGGAGGACUGCCUGUGCGGCACGGCGUGCGAACACAACUGCUAGCACGACCGGCGGCGGCGCACGAGCCGCUACCCAACUUCAUGAUGCGGAGUCCCCCCAGCGGUGCUGCAGCUGGAGGCCGCGGCGCCGGUGACGUCUUCACAACUCCGCCUUCCCUGCGUCGAAUGCGUCAUCGCAUCGUCACCGCUAGGAAGACGCCAGGGGAGCCUGCGGUGGCGGCGCGGGCGGCAGCGGCCGCUACUGGCGGCGCUGCUGGGGCCGCGGCACCUGCCGAUGAGUACGAGCUGCACUCCAUGACGGUGUCCCGGGCUAGCAGUGAGUACCGCAGUGCAUGCAGCUCACAGGAGGGGGCGGAGGGCGGGGCGACGGGCCCUGGCGGCGGCGAGGGAGGCCCGGGCAGCGACAAGGAGGAGGUGGAAGAGGCUGCCGAGGCCUUUGGCACCGCCCCGGAGGAGCUGGCGAGUGGGGAGGGUAAUGCGCAACCUGAUGGCGAGUCGGGGCAGAGCCCUCCACCACCUGAUGAGGAAACGGAGGAACAGCCGCAGCAGGUUCCGGAGCUGGAGUUACCGGAGCUGGAGGAGGAGCAGGAGCGGCGACAGGAGCCAGCGGAUGACGGCGUGCCGCAGCCACAGCAGCAGCAGCAGCAGGGGGGCGCGGCUGCCCACGCGGCUGCUCAGGAGGCAGCUCAACCUCCUCGGCCGGUGGACGCAGCAGCCGCAGUUCCGUUUGUACGCUUGCAUGGCGCCCGGGCCUCCAUGCAGGGGGCGCUGCACCCCUCCUGGUAUGCGCUUGCGGAGGAGGAGGAGGAAAGCGGGGGGAGUGCCGCAGGUCGGGACCGGGCGCCAACGGAUGGCGGUUCACAGGGGGAGGCUUUGCAGGGGCCGCCGCAGCAGCUGGCAGCUGUAACAGUGCCAGAGGCGGGAGCUGAAGCUCGCUUACCGAGGUUGCCUCUGAGGGCUGUCGCGGUGUUGUCAGGCGAGGGAGUUGCUGCACAGCAGCUCCAGGAUGGGGAGGGCGAGGCAGCGGGAGAGGGUGCUGACAAUUCGUGUGAGCUUCCUGCGACCACCACCACGAACGGCAUGGCGGAGGCAGCUCCGUCGGCAGCGGGCGUGGUGGGUUGUGCCGCAAGCAGCCGAGCCCCUUCCCCUCACAUUGCCGGUCCUCCUCCUCCUCCUCCUCGGAGGGAGCCAGGGGUUACAGACAGCCGCGAAGACCGGCCCGGCGCUCUGGGCGGUGCGCUGCCAGCAGCAGCAGCGGCUGACACGCACCCGGGACAUCACCACAACCAGGAGUCGAGUACGCAGCCUCAACUCAUCCUGCCACCACCCAGCUCGCUCCUACAGCACCUGCACAGCUCUGAUCUGGAGCCGCCGCAGCAAGAUGAAGAGUUCGGCGGCUACAUCGGCCUCGCCAUCCCUGUAGCAGGAGGAGCUGCUAUCAGGACUAGCCGUGGCUUAAGCCUGAGCGACCAGUGCGGGGGCGGUGUCACCGCGGGAGGCCGCCGGGGUCCUCUUCUCCGCGCUGUGAAGGAGACGGCGGACCGGAUCGCCCCUACCAUGCAUUCAGCUGGUGCCCCUGCUGACGUCACUCCUCUCCAGCCAACCGCCCCCCAGCACUGCUGUCUGCAGCUGCUGCUCUGCAACGCAGCCAACCCCGACAACACGCGUGUGGCGCCGCAGCACUUCCGCUGCCUGGAGGCCGCGCUGCAGCUCCUGACGCGCAGCGACGGCCCGUCUCCCGCUCUUCUGCGCGUGCAUGGUCCCGAGCCGCACCCCCGGGCAGUGGCCACGGACGCCAGCCUGCUGCGCCUGCCGCCCGACCUGCAACGCGGCUACCACCUGCAGCUGCAGGCGGCCGCGACGGGUACGGGUGCGGGUAGCACCGUUCGGCCUGGCAGCCAUGGUGCCGCAGGUGGAGGAGGUGCAGGUGCAGGGCCGCAUGGGGCUGUUGCUGCCGCGGGGCGCUGUGUGGGAUCUGCGCAUGUCAACGGUGGCGGUGUCGGCGGUAGUGCUGUCACGGGCCAUCGUGUUGGAGGCGGCGGAGGCGGUGUCGCCUCGGCGGUUGGUCUGCGCACCGGUGUCGCUGGUAGCGGCGCUGGCGGGACGGGCAGUGGUGCAGGCAGCGGGACGGCGGGGGCGGGAGCCGAGCAGCUCUGUACGACCUACUCGCUGGUGUGUCGCCCGCCCGUCGCGGCUGCUGCGAAGGCACUAUCCGGGGCCGCUGGCGGCGGGGCGGAGGUGGCUGCUGGGGUUGAGGUGGAGGUGCAGGUGCAGCUCCACACGUGCGCCAUCCGCGGCGCUGUGGGGCUGCAUCAAGUGGGUCUGAAGCUGAUGCUGCUGAGGAGGGGAACGCCACAGGGAUCGUCGUCGCAGGCUGCUGCUGCUGCCCCUGCUGCUGCUGCUGCUGCUGCUGCUGCUGCUGCUACCAGCACAGCUGGAGCGGGGAGCAGCCAUAUGGACUGGCGUGCCGCGGUGUUGCUGGCUGCAUGGCUGGGCUGCGGGCUGUGCCAGGUGGCGGCGCUGCCGCCCUCGCAGGAGGCAGCGGGCGCGGGGCUGCUGCGGCGGAUGCUGCAGCCCGCGGAGCUGCUGCUGCCGCUGCUACCACAGCAGCAGCCGGGUGGCCCGCUGCCGGCUGCUGGGGCCGCGGUGGAGCCGGGGCCGCAUGGUGUGCAGCCGCGCAUGCCACAGCCGCAGCAAGGGCUGCAAACUAAUCAUGAGGACUCGCCGCAGGCUGUGUCAGGAGCCCAGGAGCGCGAGCAGCCAGCGUCUUCUUCCUUCCCAGCUGACCAUGCUGAGCUGGCGGCGGCGGCAUUGCGCUUGCCACAGCAGCACUCCGAAAGGCCUCCGUCGGAGCUGGACCAGCAACCCCUCCUGACCACCCAGCAACCCGGGCCCCUGCCGCCUUGGCUCGAGCAGCAGCAGCAGCAGCAGCCACAUGCCGCUGAAGCACUGGGGCACCCAGGAGGUCCCGUGGCAGCCCUCCGGCAGCAGGAGGAGGCGGCCGCGACAGGCGCUGCCAUGACGCCUGGUGCGCAGCAGCCAUCGCCCGGGGCCCCGCAGGCCCCCUCGGAACCAGAGGCAGGACUAACGGAGGUUCCUCUUGCCACAGACGCUUCUUCUUUGCCCGGUGGCGACAGGGGUGUUGCAGCUGUGGGGGGAAGCGGUUCUGCCGCUGGUGCUGCCGCCGCCGGCUGCAGCCAGGGUGCUGCUACCGGCGGUGAGGCGCACCCUGACCCCUGCCUUGGUUCAGGGGGCGUUGCAGCUGCUGCGGAUUGUGCUGUUGCGAUGAUUCCCGGCACGGAGGACACCGAGGACUUUGUCCCCGCCACAGCUCCGGACGCGGAUGAGUCUCUCCAGCGGCUUCUGGCGUCACCUGGUGGCUACGCAGCUGCAGCAGCCGCGGAGGAUGAUGAUGAUGCGGAUGAUAAUGGGAUUGCCGCCCUGGGUGGUGAUGGUGAUGGUGCGGUGGCGGCUUCUCCGCCCCAUGCAGCAGCAGCUGCUGCUGCUGCCCCCGUCGGAGCAUCCCCCAGCCAGGCCGCCGCGCUAGGCACAUCACCACCACCUCCUACCACCACCCACGGCAACACCACCACCGCCACCGGAAGGGCAGCCCACACCAAAACCAACAACACCCAAGAAAUCGCAAGCCAGGAGGCGGCUCCGGCCGACAGCUGCAACACCGCCGCCGCGGAGGGCUGCCACCGGGAGGUCACCUGCGGCAACAGCGGCAGGGAUGGUGUCCCUGACACGGCCCUUGAUGCGGCCCCUGCUGCUGCUGACGUGGCAACUAUUGGUGAUGACGUGCCACCAGCAGUCCUAGCCGGCGACCCGGAGCCUGCUGCUGCCGAUGCUCCGGGUGCCGCGGCGGUUCGCGCCCGGCAGCAGGCCCUCCGCAUGGACCCGCUGUUGUUGUGCACUGCGGAGGAGUUCGGGCUGCUGCCGGAGCUGGUGCCGCUGCUGGAGCGACUGCCCGCGCGGACGGACCUGCCGGAGGGGG
Molecule: messenger RNA, 4260 nt
Organism: Astrephomene gubernaculifera
Lineage: Eukaryota; Viridiplantae; Chlorophyta; Chlorophyceae; Chlamydomonadales; Astrephomenaceae
Source: the annotation of a GenBank genome assembly